This is a messenger RNA of Hirsutella rhossiliensis, 2124 nucleotides long. RefSeq names its product ATP-dependent DNA helicase PIF1. The transcript has 15 exons. The record is from RefSeq and is a predicted model, not a curated record. Lineage: Eukaryota; Fungi; Ascomycota; Sordariomycetes; Hypocreales; Ophiocordycipitaceae. Bases 1 to 2124 code for a protein of 707 amino acids.
AUGGAGGGCAGCCCUCGCUUCCGGCAACAGUUUGCUCGCGAUUUGCGGCGCCACCACCGGGGCUAUCGCGAUAUCGUCGUCCCCAAAGGCCCCGUCGAGGAGGCUGUGGAAGAGGAUCCUAGCGAUGCCGAUGCAUCAGCGAUCCCGAAUUUGCAGGUUACCGAUACCGAAUUGAACGCUCUGCAGUCCCGAUUUCUUGAUGUUCGCAGGACCCCCAUCGACGAAUUCAACCGUUCCCAGCCGCUGCUAACGCUUGCAUUCCCUACCCUCUACCCUGACGGCAAGGCCGACUUCGUGGAGCCUCGUUUACGGAGCAUCACGUUCCAGGACUACCUUGCCCAUGCGAUGAGAUGGCAUGACGGACGUUUCGCCCGCCAUAAGACGUGGCCUUUCGUCGCCCUCAACACGCUGUUACAGGAAGCAAUGGCUGAGCCUGACGAGCCGGAGGCUCAGGUCCUGAUCCAGUCGAUCACGCGCCAAGCCGCAAAGUUCAACCUAACGGACUCUUGGGGCCGCUACGAGUGGGGCGAGCGGAACGAUGGCCAGAUUAACCACUACAACCGCUUGCUUACCGUUGCGUGGCUAGCCAAUACAGAUGUUUCGCCUUGCACGAGUCUACAGCAGGUAAUCGAUUACGCGGCCAAAUACUGCUCCAAGUCGGAAAAGAAGAGCGAGUCUUUUGCCCAGAUUGGGAAGGCCCUGAUGCCCCGGGUCAAGGACCACAACCCCUUGAUUUCCUUCACGUCAAAGCUCCUCAAUCAGCUGGUUGCGGAGCGGGAUUACUCGAAGCAGGAGGCAUUCCCGCUCCUCCGUAUUGACGGCGAUGAGGUGGACGAGGCCCCCAACGUUUACGAAAAGUACACUCAACGCCCGGAAGCCCUAGCGGACCUAAGCUACGUCUCCUUCCUGAAAUGCUGGAAUUUCCGCCCUAGGGACCCUUCCAAGUGGAAGCAAUGGCAGCCAGGCAACAUUAACGGCAGGCCUCGAGUGCUGGUUUACUUUCCUCGCUAUCAGGCUGAUCCAGAAGCUUUUGGUUCUCACGCUGAGGCCUUCUCCUAUUAUGAUCAAUACGAGGCUCUGCCUGUGGAGGAAGAAUUUGAUGACGAAGACUGGAUUCGCCUCGCCGCCCUUUUACCUGACAACUCCCUUACCCAGGAAGAUCUUGACCUACUUGGCCGCCGCGAUAUCGACAUCAAUUACGACUGGACACAGCAUGUGGGUACUUAUCCGGAACUCCGAGACGGCUACUGGAAAGACCUUAUCGCUAGCCACCCCAUGGCCAACGAUGUGGAGGUCCUUGGCCCUCACUGGCGUAAUACGCUGAAUACGCAACAACGGCUCGUGUACGACACAUUCAUGGGCCACUUCCAGGCGCAAAAUCCUGCUCAAAUCCUUCUCCACGUUGAUGGUGGUGGUGGCACAGCCGCCCUACCGAAUCCUAGCCCUAUAUGCCGCGUGGCGCCAACAGGCGUUGCGAGUAACCAGAUACAGGGCAGCACCAUUCAUUCGUUGCUGCGCCUCCCAGUAGGCGGUACUUUCACCGACCUUCCCCCGGCCGACGCAGCCGCCCUUCAGUCCCGCCUACGGCACAUCAAAUACCUCGUUAUCGAUGAAAAGAGCAUGCUAGGCUUGAGCAGCUCGCGCGGAUCGAUUCCCGUUUGCGACAAGCCUUUCCACAGCGUAACCUCGAGUUCUUUGGUGGUCACCGGCCUGUCUUCGUUGGAAAGGAGAGGGCAGGUGGCCUACCGCCUAUUUGACCGCACCGUCUUCCUGACCACGGCACAGCGCCAGGCUGGUGAUGAUCAGGCCCAGUUCCGUCAGGCGUUGCAGGAACUGCGUGAUGCUACCGCGGGCGAGCUUGACGGCUUCAGGACCGCUUUGCGAGUGUAUUCUACAAAGGCACGGGUCAACCAAUACAACCACGAGCAUAUGGCCGGUAUUAGCUAUGUUGCCGUCUCACGGGUUACCUCGCUCCAAGGCUUACUCCUUGAGGCGCCGUUCGAUCGUCAGAGCCUCUAUAACCACACGCCGACGGAAGGGAUGAAGAUGCGCCUCGCUGACCAACAACGGCGUCAGGGUCAACAGCUGAGCGAUCCACUGUAUCCACCACUCUACCGUGACUAA